ACUACCUUUUUUAAUAUUAUUGAGCAUCAUACUUCUACUGAAGUUCAAUACAAGAAUUUUGAUAAAAAAAUUAGAGCAGGUAUUAUUCGAAAAUUUAAGAAGAAUAACCCAACUUUUCCACCUUGUAUUGGAGAUUGGCCUUUAGUAUACCUUAUACGUCGCAAGAUAAAUAUAAAUCAUAGUAUUCAAUAA
This is a messenger RNA of Funneliformis mosseae, 192 nucleotides long. The record is from the annotation of a GenBank genome assembly. NCBI's taxonomy places the organism in Eukaryota, Fungi, Glomeromycota, Glomeromycetes, Glomerales, Glomeraceae.